GGGGCGCUUGGCCGGAUACAGCCACCUCGCGGCAUUCACGUUGCAUCGAGACUCGAGCUGGUGCUCCGUGUCCGCCUUCUCUCUUCAUCCCAACCAUCUCGUGUUUCUCUCGUGCGUGCAGCGCCGCAAUGUCUGUCUAAGUACAGACUCAGGAUCGCUGUGCAAUCACCGUGAAUUGGUAUGACGUUUACCAUCUUCGUUUCCAUCUCCCUCCUCGCCCUCGUCGUCUCUGCAAGGCCCUACCCACUCGCGGACCCGGAGCAUGGCGAUGGAAAGAAUGCACAAUUGGACGCUGGCGGACUAAAGACCAGCGCCGGUACAACCAAGAGCUUGCGGGAUGCCGUGCAGGCAGUCUUUCAGAGUCGGACGGGACAACCUCUCCCCGGGCUCCCGUCUUCUCUCUCGGACACCGACAUCCGCGUCCACUUAACCUCUCCCUCCGUCCUCACCUCGCAUCUCGCCGCUCUCGAAGGUCUUGAUGCCGUCAAGGCCGUUCUACCCCUGCCGUUCUCCGCUCUCGCUGGCGACGCUGGGCAGGGUAUCGGCGCAGAUGGCGCUGAGCUCAGCGAGCUUACGGGUGAAGAGAAGCAGCUCUACGAGCUGCUCCGUAACUCUCCUACCGCGAACGGCAGUCUGGAAGACAUUGACGGUGGCGUACGACCUGUUCCCGAGCUUGCGCAUCUCCAGACCUCGGACUCCGACGCCUCUGAGCACACGCUCGCGGCAGCCGAUGACGACUCUCAACAGUCGCCUGUGGUGGACACCCCGACUGUCGGCUCUUCCGUACCCGUUCCUGCACCUCCUUCACCUGCCCUCGUUGUACUCGCCGUGUCUGCGCUCGCGUCGCUCCUGGUCGUUGCGUGCGUAUCGCUCUCCGUCUACACGAUCUCGUACUUCCGCAAGCAUGUGCUCCGUCGCGCCAUCGCUUGGGACAUCGUCCCGCGCAUCGAGGAAGGCUCCGUGGCUGCUGUCCAAGGCGCCGACGCGAACGACGACGAGGGUAGCACUAGCAAUGGAGGACAAGGCGAAGCUACGUGCGAGAAGGUGAUCGUCGAGAAGGUCCAAGACCUCAUCGACUUUGAAGGACCCGUCGCCGCCGCUCCCCGCCCGGAGGACGACAAACCGUUGCCCCAUGAGUACAACGAGAAGAGCGGCCUCGUUAAGACGGGCGAGGACGAGGUGCGUUCCACCACAGACGGCGAAGACGAGCUGAACGAGAAGGCAUCGUUCUACGACGCGACCGACUCGCCGCUCCUCUUCGUGCAUGAUGCGCUCCCGUCUCCUCGCCAGGAUCCGCGGAUCGUCGCCGAGGACUACCCCGACCCCGACCUCCUGCCCCUCCCGUCAGAGACAUCGUCUCCCUACGCCACGCCGCCCACCGCCUCGCCCGCGCUGCGCGUCGAGCCGCUGGCGGUCCCGCCAUCACUCAAGCGCCUGCCGUCGCAGACGCAGAUGCGCGAGCGUGACAUGGGCGGGGCGACCCCGCUCUCGAAGCCGGCGUGGUCCGUCCGCGCGGCAGAGUCGCCCGCGCUGGGCCUGCCCGCAUCGUCCGCACACACGCCGACGACGUCCCCGCUCCCCUUCUCAUCGACCCGCAUGCACGCGCGCACACCGUCGCCCACCAUAACGAUGCCCGGUGCGCUGUUCUCCGAGGCGGAGGCCGAUGCGCAGGAGAUGGUCGAGGUGGAGCGGCCGACGCGCGCGCGGGCGUACCGCGCGCCGAUGCCCGAGCUCGACAUUGCGUUCGCGCUGCAGCUCCGGCCGGGCCUCGGCUUGGGUGCGGAGGGCGCGUGGCUCGUGCGGUUCUUGAUGGCGAUGUUUGGGUGGCUGGGUGUCGUCGUUGGGGGCAACGGGCCUGUGCCGGAGCAGCGGAGGGCGGUGAUGGCGUGACCGUGAGGGAGGGAGGGUGUCUUGUGUGGUGUAGGUCGAACGCGAGUCGUUGUGAAGGAAGGUGCUGUUUUCUCGUUCCGUCUGGGACCCAAUUCUGGAUCUGCUCUCCCGCAUAUAUACAGGCUCAUCUUAUCUCAUCCCAUACUAUCCGCGCACAUACAUCACAUCUACGGCAAGAAUCCCUUAUUUAAUCCCCUCCCUUCUGAUUUCGCUUCUCCGGGCAUGGCCCUUACUAGUCGUUUGCGUGGUCCGCUGCGAAUGUUCGCGUGACGCGCAGACGGAGUUGUCUUCUGUGUACAUGCACCUCCUUGCUGACGCUUACCUCCGCACACCCUCACUGUUGCAAGAUCCCGUUGUCUUCGAUAGGUUGUCCUUGAAUGGAUGGAUGGAUCCUGAGCGCCUUCGAAAG
Rhodofomes roseus is the source of this 2299-nucleotide messenger RNA. RefSeq lists its product as uncharacterized. Bases 181 to 1890 code for a protein of 569 amino acids. The transcript is spliced from 3 exons. The record is from RefSeq and is a predicted model, not a curated record. NCBI's taxonomy places the organism in Eukaryota, Fungi, Basidiomycota, Agaricomycetes, Polyporales, Fomitopsidaceae.